AACUCUCCCUGCCAGCAAGACGCUCAUCCCUCCUUCUCCUCUCCCUCCGCCAUGGCCUCCCUCGCACGCGCACGGACUGCCCUUCCCCGCACCCGCAAAAUCGCGCCCUUCGUGCGCACCCUGCAGACCGCCGCAGACUCAACACAACUGCACCAGGAUGCCUCUCACUCCGAGCCUUUCUCGGUCAAGCUCCAUGAAGACUCCUUCCGCGGCUACAAAACCGACGCCCCCAGUCUGGACCUGGAGGUGACGAAGGAUGGCCUGCUCAAGAUGUACAAGCAGAUGGCACUUAUGCGGCGGAUGGAGCAAGCCGCGGACUCUCUCUACAGACAGAAACUCAUUCGUGGAUUCUGCCAUCUUACCAUCGGUCAGGAAGCCAUUUCGGUGGGGAUGGAGCAGGCGCUCACCCGCCAGGACAACAUCAUCUCGUCCUACCGCACGCAUCCGUUCGCCGUGCUCCGCGGGGGAACUGUAGUUUCCUUGCUUGGCGAGCUGCUUGGCCGCCAGUGCGGUAUCUCGAAGGGCAAGGGUGGUUCGAUGCACGUCUUCACAGAGUCGUUCCAGGGUGGGCAUGGUAUCGUCGGUGCGCAGGUCCCAUUAGGCGCGGGUCUCGCCUUUGCCGCCAAGUACCAGGAGAAGCCCGUCGCCACGUACACUAUGUACGGUGACGGUGCGAGCAACCAGGGACAGGUGUUUGAGGCAUUCAACAUGGCGAAGUUGUGGAACCUGCCGUGCGUGUUUGUUUGCGAGAACAACAAGUACGGUAUGGGUACCUCUGCGGAGCGUAGCUCGUCAAACACUGAGUACUACACUCGUGGUGACAAGAUCCCUGGUAUCCAGGCGAAUGGUAUGGACAUCCUUGCAGUUGUCAAGGCCGUCCAGCACACCAAGGAUUGGGUUGUAAGCGGCAAUGGGCCCAUUCUCCUCGAGUUCGUCACCUACCGUUACGGUGGUCACUCUAUGUCUGACCCUGGAACCACUUACCGUACCCGUGAGGAGGUCCAGCGUAUGCGUAGUACCCAGGACCCCAUCCGUGGCCUGCAGCGCUACCUCGAGGAGUGGGGCCUUGCAUCAGAGGAGGAGCUCAAGAGAUUCGACAAGGAUGCGAAGGCACAAGUAGAUCAGGCCGUUGAGGAGGCGAAGGCAUCACCUCUUCCUGAGGACAACGAGCUUUGGACCGACAUCUACAACAAGGGCUCUGAGCCUUCCUACAUCCGCGGUCGCGAGCGGGAGGAGGGCCACCACUUCUGACCGAGUAGGGGUGAGGGAUGUAGCGCUCUUGACUGAUAUUAGAGUACAGUAGUAUAUGCCAUGGCAUUGGAGUAGUUAUUGGAAUCUUGGAUUCCUUAGGCUAUCGCUUUCGUUGUUUGCAUGAGAUGC
Postia placenta MAD-698-R-SB12 is the source of this 1380-nucleotide messenger RNA. RefSeq lists its product as hypothetical. The record is from RefSeq and is a predicted model, not a curated record. Gene Ontology annotation, molecular function: pyruvate dehydrogenase (acetyl-transferring) activity. Gene Ontology annotation, biological process: pyruvate decarboxylation to acetyl-CoA. Bases 52 to 1251 code for a protein of 399 amino acids. The transcript is spliced from 8 exons. NCBI's taxonomy places the organism in Eukaryota, Fungi, Basidiomycota, Agaricomycetes, Polyporales, Adustoporiaceae. Gene Ontology annotation, cellular component: intracellular membrane-bounded organelle.